This is a messenger RNA of Gigantopelta aegis, 1555 nucleotides long. RefSeq lists its product as uncharacterized. NCBI's taxonomy places the organism in Eukaryota, Metazoa, Mollusca, Gastropoda, Neomphalida, Peltospiridae. The coding region runs from base 720 to 1310 and encodes 196 amino acids. The transcript has 2 exons. The record is from RefSeq and is a predicted model, not a curated record.
AAUUCAAUACGAACAACGUCUUAUUUCUAUAAACGGAAAUUUGUUUGUUAAAAAAAAAAGAUGGAUCUGACCGAAUUAUAAAACUGAACUCAAAUUGAACUUUGUGAAAUAUUAUUUCAACAGCUCUAAUACAGUCUUUUUAGAUUUUAUACAUGUACGCAAACAUCGUUAUUUUACGUAAACAGAAAUUUAAAACUGUAAGGUGCCAAGAAGUCUGGUGUUUCUAUGGAAUUUCUUAAAAAAUGGUUUGUUUAGUUAUGUGUACAAAACAAAAUAAUGAACCAGAGUGUGUUUUUCUGAAAAGACACCGAAAUCCCAAAAUUCAUUAAAAUAUACAUGACUGAAAUAUGAACAUGUAUUGUCAACAUAAACCUGAUUAUAUCAACAAAAGCUAUCGAUGCUAUUGGAAAUGUGUAUAUGUCAUAUCUUAUUUCUAUAGUUAAACCAAAAAUGUUCUCGUUAGUUGAAGCAAAGAAUACAGUUUAUUUUUUAUAUAUCAGGUUUUCAAAAUGUCGUCAACAAGUUGUUGUCAACUCACAGCAUCGUCAAUCGUGGGAAAAUGGUUUACAGAGUAAAUUUGAUUGGUUAAGAGUUUUCAACCAAUGAUAUUGUAGGUGUUACUUUAUUCACUUAGUAAUAUAAAAAAAAAGGUGAGAGGAAAGUUUGAGUUACUUGCCGAGAAAUAUUCACUUAUUACAAAUACAUUUGAAGUAAAAAAAAUGAAAAAAAAAAAAAAAAUGAAAGAGAAUCGCUCUAAAAUAUGUUUUAAUUAUAAGGACCACGUCAAGGUUAAUACAUGGAGCGAGAACAGAUGUGUGUAUGUGCACAUUAACAAAUAUCACAAAAAUGGAGAGAAAAAAUCGCUGAGUUUCACUGCUGAAGCAUUUAAGAAACUCAUGGACAAACGGGAGUUAAUCUUGGAGUACAUCCAAGAGAAGGAUGAUGAGAAUUUGAUAGAACAAGAAAUGAUUAGAAUUGAACAGUCACAAGAUAUGAAGGUCAAACAAGGCACUAGUGCCCAAUCGAUACAGACUCCAAUGUCGAUACAGUCAGCAUCCAUGCAGGGAGUAUCCAUGCAGUCACCUGGAGCAAUGCAGGCAGUAUCCAUGUAUGCUCCUGUACCUAUGAAGCCAGUAUCCAUGCAGCCACCUGGAGCAAUGAAGCCAGUACCUACGCAUGCUCCUGUCUACAUGCAGGCAGGUAGAGGUCGGGAACAGUAUCAGCUGCUGGCUACCUUGCGAGCGCAAGAGAGAGAGAGAGAGAGAGAGAGGGGGAACGAAUUGCACGUGAAGCAAAUUACACUUCCGUGAGCCCAACACCAGUCACAUAUAUUGAAUAACAGUAUCAGCUGCUGGACACCUUGCGAGAGAGGGAAAGAAUUACACUUUCGUGAGUCCAACACAGUCACAUAUUGAAUAACAUUAUAAGAACAAACAUAUUGGGUAGUACUAAGAACAAACUGUUCAAAACAUACUGUGUAGUUUAGUUUAGUUCAUUUCAAUUAAAACUAUACUUAACUAUUAGUUUUUCAGUAAUAAAUUACUAUCUUAUCCUA